AUGGAAGUGGGUUGUUAUUUUGGAUUAGAAGAGACAGGUCAACUAAAAUUUAAGCGAACAGAAGUUGCGGAUAUGGAGUUGGUUUCGACUGCAGCCCCUCCUUCCAAGAAUAAUUCGCAGCAGCAGCUUUUGUUUAAUAAUGCAGGCAAAGUUAACGGGAAAGAUGUAAAAGAGAUGAAUGAACAGCUGCAGGCUCUUCCAAGAUUCCAGAAUGGUCCUAACGGUACUGUACACGGGGACGUUGUUUCUGUCCCGUUUGGCGUAACCAUAAACACACCUCACGUGUUGGCGCAUCAACCUGGAACUUUGAAUCAGAAUUGGGCAGAAUCUUUGCGUGGACAGAAUAACUUGGCUGGGCAGACCGAUAUUGAGAGUCAGGUAGGUGAUUGCAUUGCGCUCCAGAUUCCUUCAACUUAUAUGGUGAAGGAUAUGAAUCUAAAACUUAUGAAAGACAGCACAGGUAAUCAGAAGUCGACCUCAAUAGACUUGGAAAUCAGUCCUAUCCAGAAUUGUGCAACUGCCACUAACAUGGCAGACGCUGUUACAAUUCCUGUUGGAAUACCUGAAAAUACAGCAACUAUACGUGGGACUUGGCCUAAUGGAAUUUCUAAAUAUAUAGCAGCAACUAAGCGGAUCCAAGUUAGUGGGUUGAAUAAUGUACAGAUCAAUAGGAGGAGUGGACAGAAUAUUGAAGAUUGCAAGGAAAUAAUGGAUUCUGUUUUAUGCGACUUCAAUAAAGAUGUAGAGGCCAAUUACUUUUCCAUUCUACAAGGUUUAGAGUAUGGGGAUUUGGAGAAUGAGGGAUCACGGGUUGGUUGGAAAGGUUCCUUAUCUGACAGUGCUUAUCCUGACAAAAAUACUAGUAGUCCCCUACUGUCACUGCCUCAGUCUUCCUCUUGGCUAGAUUUCCAACAGGUGGAUAUGGGCUAA
Messenger RNA from Dovyalis caffra, 930 nucleotides. Lineage: Eukaryota; Viridiplantae; Streptophyta; Magnoliopsida; Malpighiales; Salicaceae. The record is from the annotation of a GenBank genome assembly.